This is a messenger RNA of Drosophila navojoa, 2566 nucleotides long. RefSeq names its product catalytic subunit 3A of the oligosaccharyltransferase complex (gene Stt3A). Gene Ontology annotation, biological process: post-translational protein modification. The record is from RefSeq and is a predicted model, not a curated record. Gene Ontology annotation, molecular function: dolichyl-diphosphooligosaccharide-protein glycotransferase activity. NCBI's taxonomy places the organism in Eukaryota, Metazoa, Arthropoda, Insecta, Diptera, Drosophilidae. Gene Ontology annotation, cellular component: membrane.
GAAUUUUCCUUUAGGGUGCCACGAAGCUGCGCUAUAUUUAUUUUCAUAUAUCUUGUUUUCUAAGCCGUUCUGCGUAUUGUAAAGAGCGCAGGUAAUGUGAAGAAUUGUGUUGUACUUAAUGUGCCUUCCCUUGUGUGGAAUUGCGUGUAGUUUGACCUAGACAACAAACUAAUUAACGUUGAAAAGCCGCGCCGGCAUUUCUUAGCAGUAGAGAAUCAGCCAAUACCGGAACGCAAACAUCGACCAUGACCGUGGAUAUUACCGGUGGAAGCAGCGGUGCGGCGACAAAAGCACGGGGAUUCCUAACAUGGGAAAAACGAGAGCAUCUUGUUAAGCUAGCAAUACUUAUUUUGGCCGCUGUCUUAUCGUUCGCCACACGCUUGUUCUCCGUGCUACGGUUUGAAAGCGUUAUUCAUGAAUUCGAUCCAUAUUUUAAUUACCGCACCACGCGGUUCCUGGCCGAACAAGGGUUUUACAAAUUCCAUAAUUGGUUCGAUGAUCGUGCCUGGUAUCCCCUGGGCCGCAUCAUUGGCGGCACAAUUUACCCUGGAUUGAUGGUUACCUCGGCAGCACUAUACAGGCUCAUGUGGUUGCUAAACAUAACUAUUGACAUACGUAAUGUCUGCGUAUUUUUGGCACCGUUCUUCUCCUCGCUCACGACUCUUGUCACCUAUGCACUGACCAAGGAAAUACACAGCACUGGCGCCGGUUUGGUUGCCGCAGCGCUUAUAUCGAUCGUACCGGGCUACAUAUCGCGUUCCGUGGCUGGUUCUUAUGACAACGAAGGCAUUGCUAUAUUCUGCAUGCUCUUCACCUACUAUCUGUGGAUCAAGGCAGUGAAAACGGGCACCAUAUUUUGGUCGGCAGUGUCAGCGCUUGCCUAUUUCUACAUGGUCUCUUCGUGGGGUGGUUAUGUGUUCCUCAUCAAUCUCAUCCCGCUUCAUGUGAUUGCACUGAUGUUUACUGGGCGUUUUUCGCACCGCAUUUAUAUCGCAUAUAGCACUCUAUAUUGCGUUGGCACUAUUCUCUCCAUGCAGAUUUCGUUUGUCGGCUUUCAGCCCAUCCAGAGCUCUGAGCACAUGUUGGCAUUGGGUGUAUUCGGUCUAUGCCAGAUACACGCUUUUGUGGAUUAUCUACGCUCGCGUAUGCCUAAGGAUCACUUUGAAAUUCUAUUCAAAACCCUGGUUUCGAGCGUGAUAAGCGUGGUAUUGAUUAUUGGAACCGUGUUGACGAUAACGGGUAAGGUGUCGCCUUGGACGGGUCGUUUUUACUCGUUGCUGGAUCCAUCUUAUGCCAAGAAUCAUAUUCCAAUUAUUGCGUCCGUGUCGGAGCAUCAGCCCACAUCAUGGUCAUCAUUCUACUUCGAUCUGCAGAUUCUUGUCUUCCUAUUUCCCGCUGGCCUUUAUUUCUGUUUCGCGCGGUUAACAGAUUCCAAUAUCUUUAUAAUAUUGUAUGGCGUGACCAGCAUUUACUUCGCUGGCGUCAUGGUGCGUCUAAUGCUUGUGUUGGCGCCCGUGAUGUGUAUUCUGUCUGGCAUUGCCAUAUCUCAUCUGCUGGCCAAAUACAUCAAGAGUGUAGACGCAGGUGGUGCAAAGUUGGCUUCAGAAAGCAAAAGACAGCAUAAAAAACUGGAACAGCAAACAGGCGGCGUCAAGAGUGAGGUGGCCAUUGGAUUUGUUUCCAUAAUAACGCUGAUGCUUAUCGUCUAUACGUUCCAUUGUACUUGGGUGACCUCUGAGGCCUACUCCUCUCCAAGCAUUGUGCUCAGCGCACGCUCCCACGAUGGCGGCCGCAUCAUCUUUGACGACUUCCGCGAGGCUUAUUACUGGCUGCAAAUGAAUACGCCUGAAGAUGCGCGCAUCAUGUCCUGGUGGGAUUACGGCUAUCAAAUAACAGCAAUGGCGAAUAGAACGAUAUUAGUUGACAACAACACCUGGAACAAUACACAUAUUUCUCGUGUGGGCCAGGCAAUGGCCUCAUCUGAAGAGAAGGCAUACGAAAUUAUGCGUGAGCUGGACGUUGAUUAUGUGCUGGUCAUUUUCGGUGGACUGACGGGUUACUCGUCCGACGAUAUCAAUAAGUUCCUGUGGAUGGUGCGUAUUGGUGGCAGCACCGAUCGCGGCGCGCACAUCAAAGAGAAGGACUACUAUGCGGCCAAUGGCGAGUUCCGAGUCGAUAAAGAGGGCUCCCCCACCCUGCUAAAUUGCCUCAUGUACAAGAUGUGCUAUUAUCGGUUUGGGCAAAUGUAUACAGAGGGCGGCAAAGCGCAGGGAUAUGAUCGCGUGCGCGCCGCUGAGAUCGGCAACAAGGACUUUGAGCUCGAUGUACUCGAAGAGGCUUAUACUACUGAGCACUGGCUAGUGCGCAUUUACAAAGUGAAGGACUUGCCAAAUCGAGGGGUCUAAACAGCUACGAGUGCUCUCCUGCUCACUAUCUCGCUUGCACACACUCUCCUUUUCGUUUUCUAUGUCUCUCUAACAUAUUCGCAUGCAUUCUUUCGACCGAUAGACGUCUAUUUAAAAACAUUCUGUAAUUUGUACAUUCAUUAAGCAUAGCUUUAAUUUUA